Molecule: messenger RNA, 1512 nt
Organism: Durotheca rogersii
Lineage: Eukaryota; Fungi; Ascomycota; Sordariomycetes; Xylariales; Xylariaceae
Product: pectin lyase-like protein
Exons: 2
Coding region: 1-1512 (503 amino acids)
Source: RefSeq, a predicted model, not a curated record
AUGCUUCUCAAGACCGUUGCCGCCGUGGCAUCACUUAUGAUAGCCACGGUGUGCGGCAAGGUUAAGUCGGCGCACUUCGGUUUGAAGGUAGACGGCACCGACAUGUACACGGUCAGCUACGCGCGCUACGACUACGUCCAACUCUCGAUGGAGGAGGGCAAGCCCACGGAAUUCCGGAUCCGCACGCUCGACAAGAAGCCCAUUACCUCCUUCAGAAUCACCCCGCAGAAGCUGCCCAUCAGCGCGAAAGCCCAGGGCAACGAGCUCGUGUUCUCGGUCAAGAAGGCGCAUUACCUCAUCGUCAAGAUCAACGACAAGAAGGAAUUCGUCAUAUUGGCCGACCCCCUGGAGAAAGACGUGCCUAGCCCGUCGGGGAAGAACGUCUUCAACGUGCUCAACUUCGGCGCCGACGCCACCGGGGCCACGGUCACCAAGGGUAUCCAGGCGGCCAUGGACGCGGCGGCGAAGACGCCGGGCAGCGUCGUCUACGUCCCGCCGGGCCUCUACAGCAUGGGGAACCUCCUCCUGCGCAACCGCACGUCGCUGUAUCUCGCGGGCGGGUCGGUGCUGCGCUUCACGGGAAAUCCGGCGGACUACAAGACCCUGUUCAAGAAGUCGGACCUGCACCCGGGCACGUGGUGGAUCCAGACGGAGUUCGACUCGUUCGACAUCAAGGUGUACGGGCGCGGGACGAUCGACGGCAACGGGCGGGCGACGCGCGAGAACAAGUACAUGGCGGACCUGCUGGUGCCGGCGGGGACGACCAACUUCCGGUGCGACGGGGUGCUGGUGCGGGACAGCUCGUUCUGGGCGGUGACGCCGAUCCAGGUGACGGAGGCGACGAUCACGAACAUCAAGAUCCUCAACCGGUUCGACGUGACGCAGGACGACGGGAUCGACGUGAUCGAGUCGACCAAGGUGCGGGUGCGGCGGGCGAUCGCGAUCGGCAAGGACGACAGCUUCUCGACCAAGACGUGGCCGGCGGACACGGGCACGACGGUGCCGUACCCGUACGCGCCGCGGGCGCAGCGCGACGUCUUCUUCGACGACUGCGUCGCGUGGUCGGACACGUACGGGUACAAGCUGGGGCAGGGCGUGCACGAGGACCAGGAGGCGAUCACGUUCCAGAACGGGGUGGUGUACGACGCCGCGGUCGGCUUCGGCAUCGACCACAAGUUCGGCUCGGCGACGGCGCGCCGCAUCGCCUUCAAGAACAUGGACGUCGAGCGCCUCCACGGCAACGCCCACGGCCAGGCCGCCUGGAUGACCGUCUACGUCCAGAACACCGGCCGCGGCGUCGGCCCCGUCCGCGACGUCUGGGUCAAGAACGUCCGCGCCCGCGCCCGCGGCUCCCGCCCCGCCUUCCUCCAGGGCUACAACGCCUCCGCCAUGGUCAGCGGCGUCACCCUCACCAACAUCCGCAUGGGCGCCGACGGCAAGCGCGCCACCUCGCUGAAGGAGAUGAACAUCCUCGAGACCAACUUCUCUGAGAACAUCAAGGUCGUCAACUGA